Molecule: messenger RNA, 2890 nt
Organism: Meleagris gallopavo (turkey)
Lineage: Eukaryota; Metazoa; Chordata; Aves; Galliformes; Phasianidae
Source: RefSeq, a predicted model, not a curated record
ACCCGCUUUUGUUCUCUUUCUGUCCCAGCCUUUCUUCAGGCUUUUGAACCUCCGUAAACUGGGCCUGAGCGACAAUGAGAUCCAGAGGCUUCCCCCCGAGGUGGCCAACUUCAUGCAGCUGGUGGAACUGGACAUCUCCCGCAAUGACAUUCCAGAAAUCCCAGAAAGCAUCAAAUUCUGCAAAUCCUUGGAGAUCGCUGACUUCAGUGGGAAUCCCCUUUCCAGGCUUCCUGAGGGCUUCACGCAGCUGCGCAGCCUGGGCCACUUGGCCCUGAACGAUGUUUCCCUUCAGAGCCUCCCCAACGACAUUGGGAAUCUGGCAAACCUGGUGACUUUGGAGCUUCGGGAGAACCUGCUAAAGACUCUACCAACUUCGCUCUCAUUCCUUGUCAAGUUAGAGCAGUUGGAUCUUGGUGGCAAUGACCUGGAAGUCCUGCCGGAUACCCUGGGAGCGCUGCCAAACCUGCGUGAGCUGUGGUUGGACCGCAACCAGCUCUCUGCUCUGCCUCCGGAGCUGGGCAACCUCCGCCGUUUGGUUUGCCUGGAUGUGUCGGAGAACAAGCUGGAGCAGCUGCCCAACGAGGUCAGUGGGCUGGUAGCGCUGACAGACCUGCUGCUGUCACAGAACCUGCUGGAGUGCAUUCCGGAUGGGAUCGGUCAGCUGAAGCAGCUCUCCAUCCUCAAGGUGGACCAGAAUCGGCUGACAGAGGUGACGGAGUCAAUUGGGGACUGUGAAAACCUAACAGAGCUCAUCCUGACAGAGAACAUGCUGACAGCCUUACCCAAAUCCCUUGGGAAGCUAACCAAGCUGACAAACCUGAACGUGGAUCGGAACCGUUUGACGUCCCUUCCAGCUGAGAUUGGGGGCUGCGCCAACCUGAACGUCCUGUCUCUGCGAGACAACCGCCUGGCCCUGCUGCCAGCAGAGCUCGCCAACACCACCGAGCUGCACGUCCUGGACGUGGCAGGAAACAGGCUGCAGAAUUUGCCCUUUGCUUUGACGAACCUUAACCUGAAAGCCUUGUGGCUGGCAGAAAACCAAUCCCAGCCCAUGCUGAAAUUCCAGACAGAGGAUGAUGAAAAGACGGGAGAAAAAGUUCUCACGUGCUACCUGCUUCCCCAGCAGCCCUCUCCUAGCCUAGAGAACCUUCUGCAGAACAGCGUGGAUGAGAGCUGGACGGACACGAACUUAAACAGAGUCAGUGUGAUUCAGUUCCUGGAUGACCCCAAAGGAGACGACGAGGAGGAAUCUGGAGCUGAGAGGCGGGGCUUACAGCGCAGAGCAACCCCUCAUCCCAGUGAACUGAAGGUGAUGAAGAAAGUGAUCGAAGUUCGGCGCAGUGAGGUCAGUGCUGCAAAGCCUGGCGCAGACCUGAAUUCAUCCAGCUCAGAAGAAAAGAGACUGAGUGCCACAUCCAACCGCAGCGAGGAUUCCCACCUCUCCAACAGCACCGUCUCUGCUGACUGCAGGGCGGAGGAACAGGGAGAGGAGAGGCAGAGGAGCCGGCCGAACGGGCAGGUGCUGGAGAUGCAGGAGCUGGAGAAGGAGGCCAAGCCAAGAGCUGAAGAAGAGCGUAAGGAAGCGGUUGUCCAGGAGGAUGAAGAUGUGGAAGUGGAAUACAAUGAGCCCACUGUACACUUUGCUGAGGACACACUGAUAAGGAGCGAGGAUGAAGAUGAAGAUGAAGAGCGGCCGUUCCCAGUGGAGAAACAGAGGCUCAUCCGCAAGGACACGCCCCACUAUAAGAAACACUUCAAGAUAACUAAGCUGCCCAAACCAGAGGCAGUGGUAGCACUCCUGCAGGGGCUGAACAGCGAUGGAGUCCCCAAAGAAGAGGAGGAACUGGGGGGCUGCAACAACAACGCGGAGCCCGAGGAUGAGGAGGAAGCGUGGGAUGAGGAUGACAGGAAGAACGGAUCUUUGUCUGCUCAGCCAUCAGUGAAGGGGGUGUCGUUUGAUCAAGCCAAUAAUCUGCUGAUUGAACCUGCUCGCAUUGAGGAGGAAGAGCUGACACUGACUAUCGUGCGGCAGACGGGGGGGCUGGGCAUCAGCAUCGCAGGGGGCAAGGGCUCCACCCCCUAUAAGGGUGAUGACGAGGGCAUCUUUAUUUCCCGUGUCUCAGAGGAGGGACCUGCAGCUCGUGCAGGGGUUCGUGUUGGGGACAAGCUUCUGGAGGUGAACGGAGUGUCCCUGCACUGUGCCGAGCACCACGUGGCAGUGGAAGCGCUGCGUGGGUCGGGGAGCUCCGUGUCCAUGACGGUCCUGAGGGAGCGGAUGGUGGAACCGGAGAACGCCAUCACCGUCACCCCGCUGCGCCCUGAGGACGACUACAGCCCUCGAGAGAGGAGGGGUGGCCUCCGCUUCCCGGAGCGACCCGAGGGGGCACCUCCCACUGAGAGAUACUCCACCUGCCUGAUGCGCAACGAGAAGGGCCUGGGCUUCAGCAUCGCUGGUGGCAAAGGCUCCACGCCGUACCGGGCUGGUGACACGGGGAUUUUCAUCUCACGGAUUGCAGAGGGAGGUGCAGCCCAUCGGGACGGGAUCCUGCACGUAGGAGACCGGGUCAUCUCGAUCAAUGGGGUAGACAUGACAGAAGCCAGGCAUGAUCAGGCCGUAGCGCUGCUUACCGCGUCCUCCCCCACCAUCGUCCUGCUGGUAGAGAGAGAGGCUGCAGAGCAGCCCGGCGAGGGAGACCCGCCUGGCGCACCGUGGGUGCGCAUGCACUCCCCACCGCCACCCCCCAGCCAUGGGGAGAGCCCACCAGAGGAGAUGCCUUCGCUGCAAAGGAGCCAGCUCUCUAAAGGCCUGGAGGAUCAGUAUCCCAUCGAGGUGAGCCACUGGAGCGGGGGGUGGCGUUGGGUAGUAGGUAUGUAGAAUGGGAGAACCAUG